Auxenochlorella protothecoides is the source of this 1071-nucleotide messenger RNA. RefSeq names its product Syntaxin-81. Bases 1 to 1071 code for a protein of 356 amino acids. The transcript has 4 exons. Gene Ontology annotation, cellular component: endoplasmic reticulum; SNARE complex; membrane. NCBI's taxonomy places the organism in Eukaryota, Viridiplantae, Chlorophyta, Trebouxiophyceae, Chlorellales, Chlorellaceae. Gene Ontology annotation, biological process: retrograde vesicle-mediated transport, Golgi to endoplasmic reticulum. The record is from RefSeq and is a predicted model, not a curated record.
AUGGUCGUCCUCGACGUCACCCCCCACUUUCGACAACUUGUGGAGCAGCGCAGCACACAGAACGGAGCCCAGGCGAGCCAGGGUCAGUCACAGCAAGCCGCCCAGCUCCUACGAUCCCUGGCAGCACGUACUGCCUUCACCAAGGCCGCCAAUGAGAUAGCCCACGACAUCACGGCCCUCCGCCGUUUCCUGCGUGUGAACCAGUAUGCAUACGCCCAGAUAGGCCGCAUGUCCGAGGCGGAGGGCGACCGGCUGGAGGGCGAGAUCGGCUCCAUCGUGCGUGCCUGCUCCGCCAACAUCCAGCGCCUGCACUCCCUGCUGGAGGAGGGUGCCCCCGCGGGGGACGGCACGCCCGACGUCGCCGCGCACCGCGCAGGGGCCGUGCUGGCGCUGUCCGAGCGCCUCGGCGCCACGACGGCGGCCUACGACCGCCUGCGCGCGCUGCGCCGGCAGCAGGAGGAGCAGCUGGCGGUGCUGCGCCGGCGACGGCGCGCCAAGCCCCCGGCGUGCGAUGGUCAGGCCGCGCCGGCGACAGCGAGUCUGGCGGUGGCUGGCGGCGGCCAUGUUGCGCCCAGCGAUCCGGCAAUCCCAGGCCUGCCGCCAGACGGCCACGGAGGGUCGGACCUGCGGCAGCGCGGGGCUCGCACUCCACUCUCCCCGCUGCAGGCCCCGCCCAGCCGCGGCUUUGCAACCUUGGGCCACGCUGAAGCGUCCACCGUCCUCCCUUCCACGGCAUCCCAGCGGCAGCAGCAGGUUCUGAAGCAGCGGCCCGCCGAGUCGGCGGCCCUGCACCGCGAGCUGGUGGAGCUGAGCGGCGCGGUGGCCCAGGCCGAGGCCAGCGUCCGCGAAGUGGCGGGGCUGAACCAGGCCUUCUCGGCCGCGGUGGCGCACCAGACGGGGCAGAUCGAGGCGCUGUACGCCGAGGCGGUGCGCGCCACGGGGCACAUCGGCGCGGCCAACAUGCAGCUCGGCAAGACGGUGGCGGCGGGGAAGGGCGCGCAGCGCACGCUGCUCGUCUUCAUGCUCCUGGCCACCCUGGGCCUGGUUUUCAUGGACUGGUGGCACAGUUAG